CUAAUAGGAAUCAUAGCUGGGCCGGCCCGAACAUCCAAAACUGACGCAGUAACGGACAGAAACAGACAGAGGCAGAGGGUGCUGCACUCAACUGAAGUGGUAAUGGUAGAAUUGAACGGCAUCGUCAAGAGGUUCAACCUGCAGAGAAGAAAGAAGGAUUGAAUUCAUAACCAUAAUCGUGAUUAUGGAAGCUUCGGAGUUGGACGAAGGCAUGAAGGUGCUGGAUUCGUGUUUAGCGCGUAUAAAUUGGCGCCUCAAACCUUCUUCCAAGCGUCGCUUACAAUUAGAUAUUCUCGCUCUCGCCACAACAAUGAGACCGGUGGUUAUGAUAGACUACGGCGGAAUCAUGCCGCAGCUCCAACACCACCUCUCUUCGCUCCUCCAACUCGCGCACAAGGAAUCCCUAAUUUUCGAGCACAUACGCGUUAUGGUUAUACAAGACAUGAUAUACCUAAUACACGUGACGGAACUAGCGCAGCAUGUGAGAUCUAGCUUGAACUCUCAGCAACCGUUGCUCUUUGUGGACCUGCAACACGAAUCGCCUAAGAUGAUAACGCAAAUCGAGGAAAGCCGAUUAGCGGUGCAGUUAGUGUCGAUUCAGAGGUUGUUUCUGACGAUAUUGUCUCCCGAGGGAAUCGCCGAUCCCUCACCGUCGCGGGAAGCGGAAUGUACGGAUGAUGAUGCUGACGCCACGUGUCGGAGCUUUGCCUCUGAUGAGUGCAUUGAUCUCAGUAACUGCAUGGACAACACUGACGUCACGGUGCCGACCUUGAAUGGAUGGCUUCUAGGCUAUCCGGUGGUGUAUCUGUUUGACAAGGAGCAUAUUUCUGAUGCCAUUUAUAAUCUUUCGACCAAAUACCUUCAUAUUUUUCAAGUGUUUGUCUGCAGGAAUAGUACUCUCAAGAAAGGGACUCAAGCUGAAGAGCUGUUAAGUUUUUCAGUGCCUUAUGAUCUAAGCAUGAGAGGGAGUAACGAACAAUGGGCAGAGGCUUUUCUGGCUCACAUGCAGGCAAAGUGGGAAAAAUGUGCAUAUGCUUGGAAGUCGUUAAAGAUGGAGGUUAGUGAAUGUCAUCCUCAAGCUAUCGUGUUAUAGAUGUCACCUCUUUUACGCUCAGCCUGUCAAAAUAGAUUUGAAUCUCACAAAGUACAUGAAGUAUAUGUGAGAGAAGAAUGUAUUUAGAUUAAAUUAAAUUAAAUUAAAGGAAACACUUAUCAGAAAAUGCGUUCUUUGGUUUAAUAGAUCAUAAUACAUUGCAUCUUAUCACAUGGAUUUUUA
Cajanus cajan (pigeon pea) is the source of this 1276-nucleotide messenger RNA. RefSeq lists its product as uncharacterized. NCBI's taxonomy places the organism in Eukaryota, Viridiplantae, Streptophyta, Magnoliopsida, Fabales, Fabaceae. The record is from RefSeq and is a predicted model, not a curated record.